Bursaphelenchus xylophilus (pine wood nematode) is the source of this 375-nucleotide messenger RNA. NCBI's taxonomy places the organism in Eukaryota, Metazoa, Nematoda, Chromadorea, Rhabditida, Aphelenchoididae. The record is from the annotation of a GenBank genome assembly.
AUGAUGAUACAACCUCCAACUUGGUGGUGGGGAGAGGACUCCGAGACCGGAAACAAACCUGGGGAGGCGAACCGACUCGUAUGGCCAACGCUGAUGAAUCGAUGGCCACGUCGUGGGUCGAGAGAGUCGGUGGAGAAAGAGAGAGAAACGCCUGACAGUGGUGCAUUUGUUGUUCUUUGGAAGAGCCUGGACUCUCCGGGAGAAGAGGAGAAGAGAAGGGGCGAAACGAAACGCCGCCGAGAGUCAACAACAAGGAAUUAUUCGUCGGUUGGGGACAAGAGUGAGGAGGAGAGGCCUGGCAGGGUCGGUCCGACGAGAGCACCCCAACUCACCCACCACCCCCACCAUUCAUUUGAAACGCGAUGGCUGCACUGA